AUGCGACCAGUCAUGCCACAGGUAUUGCUUGCGGCAAUGCUUUGGCUCCUGGUGUCUGACAGCAAUGCACAAAUGUUCGACCAUGACAUGGGUGUAUUAGAUAGACGGGUGCUAACUGAUGGCGUAGACUAUGAGCUGUUCAACAAGACGCUAGCGUCAAAGCCAGGAUCAGGCUCUCGGGCUUCACGGACAAAUUCGUCGCAACAACAACAACAUGUGACAAGUCCGACUAACCGUCUGAUACCUGCAUACAAUCCUCCAGAUAGAAACACUUUUACUCCACCUUUACCUCCAGAGCGGUUCAAUCCUUUUGCUGACAAACCGACACUUAGGGGUAGUAAUUCAGAAAAGCCAUUGCAAACUAGGCGGCCAGGAAUGGUGCAGACAAAAUUUGAAAAAGAAUUUAUACCCAUCAGGCCUGUAGAUGUUCCAGUAGCUGAUACAAAAAAGAAGACUAUAAACACACCUAGUUUGAAUAAGUUAAGAGUGCCAGAAUCUACUUAUUCAGAACCAACUAGUACUACAGCAGUUAAUGGAUUCAAAGGCCUUAACGAUACUUAUAGUAUUGUGGUACAGCAAGUACAAAACUUGUCAAGCCCAAAUGUUUUUAGAAUAUUGUUUGAUGAUACAGGUAAAAAAAUGGAUGGAUUAUUAGGUAACGAUAAGCCAAACUUUGACCAGGAUCUGAAACCAUCUCGAACUGAUAAACAAGAAGUUCCCAAGCCCACACCACGAAUUGUACAACCAAUCGAAACCACCUCUUCAUCUCAAGUAUAUGAAACGACAUCUGAAGAAACAACUGAAAAUGAACCAUCAUUAUUUAAGGAGCAACAAGUAACAGAAUCUAAAAAUGAUGUUGAUAUACCUGAAUCACAUCCAGAGAUUGUUUCUAUGCCGGAUCAUCCUGAACCAAGAGCCAGGUAUAUUCUUGGCGUUUUUUGGGAUGUUCAUGUUUAUUUAAUUGAGAUACUUUUCCUGAUAUUGGUAUUUUGUUCAAUGGUUAGUAUGCAAGGAUAA
Messenger RNA from Macrosiphum euphorbiae (potato aphid), 1017 nucleotides. Lineage: Eukaryota; Metazoa; Arthropoda; Insecta; Hemiptera; Aphididae. The record is from the annotation of a GenBank genome assembly.